This is a messenger RNA of Homarus americanus (American lobster), 2360 nucleotides long. RefSeq names its product importin subunit alpha-1-like (gene Pen). Gene Ontology annotation, cellular component: nucleus; cytoplasm. The record is from RefSeq and is a predicted model, not a curated record. Gene Ontology annotation, molecular function: protein binding; nuclear import signal receptor activity. Gene Ontology annotation, biological process: NLS-bearing protein import into nucleus. The coding region runs from base 232 to 1800 and encodes 522 amino acids. NCBI's taxonomy places the organism in Eukaryota, Metazoa, Arthropoda, Malacostraca, Decapoda, Nephropidae. The transcript is spliced from 11 exons.
CCUGUAUUUGAAUGGACCAAUGAGCAGUCAGUUCUGUGUUGAAGCUCUGUCCCAGGCAGGAGCGCUGGCCACCAGACAAAGGCAGUCACGGGAACCGAGGAGUUGGUCCAGGUACUUGAAGAAAUAGCAGAACGCAGUCACACCUCCCUUUAUUGGAAUUGUGUGCUGGGAGGCAUACAUUUUGUGCCACGCUAUUAUUUAUAAAUCGCUAGCCUGGAGCCCUCCGGCAAAAUGCCAGCACCGGCUGUUGCCCGUGAUAGCAGCCCUGGCCCCAGUCGCAUGAAGAGCUUCAAAAAUGCAGGCAAAGAUAUGGAUGAGAUGCGCAGACGGCGACAAGAAACUAGUAUAGAAUUGCGAAAAGCUAAAAAAGAUGACCAGCUUUUGAAAAGAAGAAAUGUCUCUUUGGAUGAUCCAACAUCACCUCUUCAGGAGAACUCUUCGGGUCCCACGAUGAGCCUCGAAGAAAUCAUCAAUGGUAUUAUUAGUACAGAUAGCAGUAGGCAAGUAGUUGCUACACAAGCAGCAAGGAAGAUGUUGUCUCGGGAGCGUAAUCCUCCUAUUGAUGCUAUUAUAGAGGCUGGUAUGGUAAAUCCUCUCAUACAAUUCUUGGAGAGAGCAGACAACCCAGCUUUGCAGUUUGAAGCAGCCUGGGCACUGACCAACAUUGCAUCUGGCACCGCACAACAAACUCAGGCUGUUGCAGCUUCUGGAGCAGUAACAUCUUUUGUGAAACUCCUACGAUCACCACAUGCCAAUGUUGCUGAGCAAGCUGUAUGGGCAUUGGGUAAUAUUGCUGGAGAUGGGCCUGAGCUUAGAGAUUUUGUUGUCAAGGCUGGCAUUGUUAAGCCUCUCCUUGAACUCAUUAAACCAGAAACCGAGCACACAUUUCUGCGUAAUGUAACCUGGACGCUAAGUAAUCUGUGCAGAAACAAGAACCCAUCACCACCUUUUGAAGUAGUCAAGCAAUGUUUACCAGCCUUGAGUCAUCUGAUCUGCCACCCAGACAAAGAAGUCCAGGCUGAUGCGUGUUGGGCAUUGUCUUAUUUAACGGAUGGAACUAACGAGAAAAUCCAGGAGGUUGUUGAUGCUGGAGUCGUUCCUCGACUUGUGUUGUUACUGAACUGUGAUGAGCUUCCCGUUGUAACCCCAGCUUUAAGAGCAAUUGGAAAUAUUGUUACUGGCAAUGACAUUCAAACUGAUGUUGUCAUAAAGGCUGGAACUUUACCAGUAUUUCCCAAGUUGUUGAGGCAUCACCGCAACAAUAUUGUAAAAGAAGCUGCGUGGACAAUCUCAAAUAUUACUGCUGGCAAUGUGGAUCAGAUACAGGCGGUUAUUGACUGUGGCCUUAUUUCCCCUAUAUGUCAAGUUUUGGAAAAGGGAGACUUCAAGGCACAGAAAGAAGCUGCUUGGGCUGUAACAAACUUUACAUCGGGAGGGUCCCUAGAGCAGAUCAUAGAACUGGUUAGCCAAGGUGUCCUCACACCAUUCUGCAACCUGCUCAAUGCCAAAGAUGCCAAAACAGUCAUGGUAGUUUUGGAUGGAAUCUGCAACAUUCUUCAGACUGCGGAAAAACUAAAUGAAGUAGACCGUGUGGGCCAAAUGAUAGAAGAGUGUGGUGGUCUUGAUCAUAUUGAAGGACUUCAGAACCAUGAAAAUGAAGCCAUAUACAAAAAGGCUUUAAGUAUCAUUGAAACAUACUUUGCUGUUGAGGAGACUAAUGGUGUCAGCAGCACAUCAAAUGGACAAGCAUAUGAUUUUACAUCAGCUAGUAACAUGCCUGAUGGUGGAUUCACUUUCUAAGUCAGUUUUUCUUUGAUUAUGUACAAGGUAAAUGCAUUUAUUGCCUUACUAUUGACCAUCCAAGUUGCAGUUCAAACAGGUCCAAAAUGUGAUUGUUCUAGUGUACAUUGAUCAAAUCUCAUUAUUUUUUAGAUAAAUCCCCAGUAUCCAGUUCUCCAUUGAACAAUUGCUCCAUGUUUGAUUCCUUCUGUAAUCAAGGACAUGCAUUUUUUUUUCUAAUUUGCUUUGCCGAGUGAAAUUGCUUGGUAAUGCUUAGGGUUACUAAGUUUACAUAUUUCUUAACACAUGUGUGAAGUUCUAGGUUUUUAUAAACUAAAUUACAAUUUUAAAUAGAAAAACUAAGUAAUUUUGUGAAAAUGCUUGGAAUUCUAGUUCUCACAAAUUUGUGCUGAAGUAUAUUAGCUUUUCCUUGACAUUGUCAAUUGCAAAGUCUUUGGGACCAAACAAGAUUAGCAUGGAUGUACUGCCCUUAAUCAUCCAGUGCUGUGGACUCUUCUUUUUCCUGUCAAACAUAUUAUUUUCAUAUCUAUAUCUUUAAUAAAUCUUUUGAAAAAAAAAAA